Scomber japonicus (chub mackerel) is the source of this 2714-nucleotide messenger RNA. RefSeq names its product divergent protein kinase domain 1Aa (gene dipk1aa). NCBI's taxonomy places the organism in Eukaryota, Metazoa, Chordata, Actinopteri, Scombriformes, Scombridae. Bases 439 to 1725 code for a protein of 428 amino acids. The record is from RefSeq and is a predicted model, not a curated record. The transcript has 6 exons.
UCACUGGCUGAUGUGAGGGCAGAUUGUACCGCAGCAGUAAAUGCACUUUGACACAUUGGUGUCGGUGUGAUUUACCGACCUGACAACUUCAACACGGUUUGUUUGUUAGCAAAACAAAUUGCGCCUGCGCCCUGAACCUUUCGUUUAGUUUUUCCCCCCCUCCAGCUUUUGGAGGUAUGUUGCUCUGCUUGAAAAUCGGGAGCUGCUGCGAAGAGCAGAGGCGCAGGCAAAGUGUAACAUCAGACGGCUUCACACGAACCAGACAAGUCGACAGUCGGUGGCCGCGGAUCACUCUGGGUCUGAAAUCAGAUGAUAGACAUUAAUUUGUGCCUGAUCUGUAAACGAGGCGUUUUACACUCAUUGGAAGACGCCUCCUCCCGUGUGUUUUGGAUGGUCUCCCUCAGCCAGGUCCACGUAUUGAGAUGAUCUAUUUUUGUGAUGGCGAAGGGUCUAUUUCCACGGGCCUGGGUGAAAAAGUCUUUCUACUUCCAGGCUCGGAUCUCUUUUGUCCGGGUGAAAUACCUGUUCCUCACAUGGCUGACUGUGCUGGUGGGGAGCUGGGUGCUGUACGUGCAAUAUUCCGCCUACACAGAGCUGUGCAGAGGACACGAGUGCAAGAACGCAAUUUGUGAUAAAUACAGGAGAGGAAUCAUUGAUGGCUCUGCCUGCCGUAGUCUGUGUGAUAAAGAAACACUUUACAUGAGCAGAUGUCUGUCAACACAGCCAAACAACCAGGUGUAUACAGGAAGCUGGGGAGACCAUGAUGGGAUUAUUCGCUGUAAAUUGGGGGAAGUUGUGCACUAUGAGCUGGGUGAGGAGCUGGAGCCACGGAGGGAGGCCCCUGUGUUCGACAAGCCUACUAGAGGCACAUCAGUGGAGAAGUUCAGAGAGAUGGUCUUUAAUCAUCUCAAGUCCAAGCUUGGAGAGCAGACUAACCUUGCCAGCCUGGUCAGCCAGAUCCUCUCUGUAGCCGAUGGCAACAAAGACGGCCGUGUGUCACUGCCAGAAGCCCGCUCUACAUGGGCUCUCCUGCAGAUGGACGAGGUGCUGCUGGGCCUGCUGCUCCAGGACCGUGGACACACUCCUCGCCUCCUGGGCUACUGCGGGGACCUCUACAUGACCGAGCGCGUCCCCUACGGUCCCCUCUAUGGUUUGUCUCUACCCUGGCCGUUUGUAUCUUGGGUGCCUAGUGGAGUACAGCGCACUAUUGACCAGUGGUUCACUCCCUCAUGGCCUCGCAAAGCUAAGAUCUCCAUGGGCCUGCUGGAGCUGGUGGAGGACAUCUUCCACGGCACUUACGGCAGCUUUCUGAUCUGUGACCUGGCAGCGGCGCACUUUGGUUACACUGACCGCCACGAGCUCCGCCUUACUAACGCUGGAGCGGUGGUUCCUGAGGACGAGUUCAAACGCACCAUGCGAGCACUUAAGUGUGAGACAGAUGCUGACUGUGUGUACGGGGUGGACUGCCAGACGUCCUGUGACAUGGCGGAGAAGCGGUGCAGGGAGGAGCCGGUCCAGCCAAAUUUAGCAAAAGCAUGCAGCACACUGAAGGAUUACCUCCUGCGCGGGGCACCGUCAGCACUGAGAGAGGAGCUGGAGAGGCAGCUGUAUGCCUGCAUGGCUCUAAAGGGUAAUGCUGGACAGAUGAACAUGGAGCACUCACUUAUCCUCAACAACCUGAAAGCUCUACUGUGGAGACAGAUCUCACACACCAAGGACUCGUGACAAGGAGAAGAAGUCCUUCAAAAACAAUGCUAGUCAGCUCUUUACAUGGAGCCGAGUGGUAACAAUGCUGUGAUACAUGUAAGAGUAGCAAAUUUAAGUCAUUUUUUUUUCAACUCUUAACACUAAUGAAUGGACAGACUGAUGGAGACUCUACCUCCUUUUUCCCAAACUCAGAAUUCCAGUUUCUGGAAAACAUGUCCGAGUACUUUGAGAUGUUUUACAACUGAAAAUUUGCAUGUUCCCAUCAGUCACACUUAAAACACUUCUUUCACACGGUGUAUUGUAUUGUAUUGUAUUGUAUUGUUCACUACAGAGGAAUGUUAUGGGGUCACUGUUGGAGAAACAGGAUUGUAAACAGUGUUAUACUGUUGUUGGUCUCUGUUAGCUGGGAGACUACAUAACCAUAUCUCUGGCACAAAAUCAUGCUGUUAUGUAUACGGGCCUGCAUGGCUCAUCAUUGAGUUGAGAAACACAAGGAUUAAAAAAUCAGAGUGACUCUAGUUGUAAAAAGGUUCCAGUUCAAUGUGAAACUAGGGCCGCAACUAAGAUCAUUUUCCAUAAUUGAUUAAUCAUUUUAGAUCUAUUACCCAGAGUCCAGGUGGCGUCUUCACAUUGCUCGCUUUGUCUGAACAACAAUCCAAAACCAAAGACAAAUUUACUAUAAGAGAGGACUAAGAGAAACUGUAUAUAUUCACAUUUAAGAAGUUGGGACCAGCAAAACUUUGGCACUUACACUUCAAAAAAGUACCUAAAUGAUUAUUUACCAAUUAAUUGACUGUUUCAGCUCUACAUGAAAUUGCACUAUUUUGUGUUUGAUUGUUAUAAAAAUUCCCCAAAUUUCACUUUUCACUUUCAAGCUCACUUUUCAAACUAAAACUGUGAGCUUUUAGGACUUAGGAGAGAUGCUGUUGAGCUCUGGACAGAUGGGUGGCAAAUGAAGAGGAAAACCUGUUAAAUGUGUGUGGAAACAUGAACACUUCCUUUCAGAG